UCCAUUUAAAAGAAGAUGCAAAUAUACGCGCCCCAGUUGAACAAUUUACCGGUGUACAAUCUAGUUAUUGAAAGAAAAUUAAGCGACGAACUGUUCUGGUCUAAAAACGGCAUGUUGAACGAAACUACAAAUAAUGGGAGUCAAAAUGCUUCCUUGGAUUCCUCUUGGUAUGGAUAUGACGUUGAUGAAGUUCUACAGAUAAGUCUCACGGUCGUGUAUUCUGUCACAUUAAUUACAGCUCUACUUGGUAACAUCGCGCUAAUCCGCAUAAUUCGGUUGCGACGUCCUCUGACUAGCGUAUCGAUUCUUUUAUCCAAUAUGGCAGUUUCGGAUCUUCUCACCGCCUUAUUUGCAAUGCCCUAUACCAUCUGUUACUUAUAUGUGCAACAGGAAUGGUUCCCAGGCAUCUUUGGCGUUAUAACUUGCAAAUUUAUUAAUUUUGUCUUCGGCACUACAAUUGCUGUAUCCAUAUUUGCACUGUUGACGAUUUCCGUGGAAAGAUACAUGGCAGUUGUGAGGCCCGUGUUGUAUCCUUCGUUCAUAAAAAGGCCUCUUUUGUUAUCCUCUGUCAUAUGGGUGUCAUCUGCCCUGUUCAUGAGUGUUUAUCUUUACAUUAACGACACAUACACUAUAGAUGGAGUUACUCUAUGUAUCUCAGACUGGGAACCGAUAUUCAGCAACGAGUACAGUCCGAAAAUCUUUUUUUCCUCUGUGGCCGCUCUUCUUUACGUCGUGCCAUUGUUGAUCAUUGCUUUAUUCUCGUGCUUGAUUAUUAAAAAGCUCAACAAGACAAAGAAAGCUCUCAGCAGCGAUCAGCCAGCAGAACACCUGUCUGACACUUUCACAAAGCGCCACCAGCGCGUCAUGCGAAUGUUAAUCGUUAUCGUAGUGCUGUUUACCGUGUGUUGGCUUCCGGUUCACGUUGUGCACGUCUUGGUAUACUUCUAUGGAGAGAUAUACAUGUCGCUACCGCCAUCUCUCCCACUGAUCUUAUUUUGGGUCUCGCAUCUCAAUAGCGCCCUUAAUCCAUGCGUAGUCAUUCUGUUAAACGAUUCGUUUAGAAAAAUUUUCAGGGUUAUUGUUCAGAGCUUGUGCAGUGGGAAAAUCCCAGACUUCAAUCAUGUACCCUCUUCCCAAAUUGGCAAAACCUGCAAGGGUGGGUGCUUACCACUCAAAAGAAAAAGACCAAGGACGUACUUGUUUGUUCAGUGGAGCAAGAGGGAUAACGCGACACCAGUUACCGUUGUUGAUGUCAGACAUGAAGAGAACAUUGCCAGUUAUUGAUGUAAAGGACGAUGGAAAUACGAUU
Molecule: messenger RNA, 1309 nt
Organism: Stylophora pistillata
Lineage: Eukaryota; Metazoa; Cnidaria; Anthozoa; Scleractinia; Pocilloporidae
Product: galanin receptor 2b
Biological process (GO): G protein-coupled receptor signaling pathway
Cellular component (GO): plasma membrane
Molecular function (GO): G protein-coupled receptor activity
Source: RefSeq, a predicted model, not a curated record